GGUUUAUCGUGAAGACAAAGUGCAGCCAUGCACACAGAUGGGGCUUAAUAGAGACACUGACACCCCGGCCAUGUUUACACGCUCCUCUCCAGUCGGGUGUCUGAGUUAGACCGGGUACAUCAAAUUUGUUUCCUGUUUUCACGAGCAACUCAUUUCCACAUUAGAGACAUCAGUAGAGUCCCAGCUAAACAGCUCAGCCAGACCUAUUUAUUAUCAAGUCGAAAACUAAGAGAGAUUGAUGCUAUUAACUUUCUACCCUGCGGCUCUGAGAUGAUUGGCCAAGAGUCAAUAAUUACAAUAAAAGAAGAAUGAACCAAAUCUGCCCAGCUUUCCCAGGCUGCCUGCGUGAUGCUGUGAGCCACCCCAGCAGUGGUGGGAUUAGAGCGCUAAGCUGCCACAGCCGUCAAACCCAGAGAUUGCAGAAGAGGGAGAAGCAGCCUAAUUGGUACAAUCAGCUCCUGAGCCUGCUAAGAAAAUAAAGGAUGGUCUCCCCACGUAGUGACACUUCAUGCUGCUUGCAAGUGGGGCUCAGCUGAGCCACCAGCUUGGGCCUUUGAUGGCUGCCCAGGCCCGGGGAGGUAGUUGACUAGUGCUGUGCACGGCCCACACGGCAGCCUGUAACUUCCCCGUCUCCUUCCUCCGACCAGAUGGUAAGCCCCUGCCUCCUGUCCUGCCUCCUCCUGCUGCCAUGGGGCACCUGCUUUCCUCUACUGGGCAGAGAAAAGCCCAUGGAUGCCAUGGGUGGCAUUGAAGGCGAAGUGAGCUGGGCCGGGGGACGCCGAGUCCACUUCCCAUGGGGCUCCUCACAGCAGCCGAGAGUUCCACACCCACACGCCCUGCUCGGCACAGCCGUGGAGCUGCAGAUGUCAGGCAGAGAGCAUGCCGGUGUCAGGUGGUUUGGGAGGCAGGAUGAUGGCAACGAGGCUGCCAGCUUCCCUCCGGCUGAUGGCGAGGCUAGCGGCCCACUGGGGACCCUGGCUGAGGAGCUCAAUGGCUACAGCAGGAAGAAAGGUGGCUUCAGCUUCCGCUUUGGCCGGCGGUGAAGGGCCAGGGCACCCUGGAGAGGGUUUCUCCUUGGAUACUGCCUCCCCCCGCCCCCAACUUCCACUCCACAAGCCUCAAAGACGCUGAGAUGUGGCUAUUAUUAUAAUGAAGUAGCAGUAGGAUUGGUUAGGUGGGUGCUUACUUCUGAUUUUCAACUUUGCUGAAGCAAAAACUUGGGUGGUGUCAAAAAGAGGUGACCAAAGCAAGCUGUAUCUUGGGUAAGAUGACUCCACCAUCGCAGCUCACCCACACUAUGGUCUGGUUCUGGUCAGCCCCCUGGCUCCAGCGGCAUGGAGUCCGGGAUGCUGUUGGGCCACGAAUAUGAACAGAGCUGGCUGUGCCAGCUCCGGGUUGAAGGCAGGCAGACGGAAUGACUGCAGUGGGGUGAUCAAAGAUUUGACAGUCUCCAUAGGGACGUCUGUAGCUGACAUCCAAAGAGCAACUGUGAAUGAGCACAUUCCACUGGGUAAAGAGUACAGUUCUGAAAGUUAAAAAUGGAAAAAUAAAAUCUUGUUCUCCGCCCCAUUAACACACGACCCCUCUGGCAAGAAAACUCUGCUGUGGUGUCGGGAUGCUGUUCAGAACCAGCUGCCCAUCCCCUUCUGGUAACUGUCCCCCUCGAUGGUACAGUGUUUGUCAAGCCAAGUGUCUCGUGGGACAUGAGCAAGGAAUCCAUUUUUGCUAUAGCAAGGUUGCAUUUCAAAUGUUAGGAAUAUGAAUGGUAUACGGAUCUUUUGAAAUAAUAGUUGUAAACUGCAAAGCCGUAACAAGCAGCUCGCCUGGCUCUUGCCUACAGGUCCUCUGUGCACUAGGAACUUCGCUUUCCUGAGCCGCCAGUGCCUCAACUCUGGGGAGAUGGAAAUUGUGUUGUAUGCACCCACACACCUCUCCCAGCAUCCCCUUAAUUGGCAGUUGGUAAAAUGCCCAUGGUCCAAGGUACAGAGAAACAGACGGUGUAUUUUCCUCCUGCACUUGACUGCUCUCUCCCUGGUUUUCUCCAAGCAAAGAACAUUCUGAAAUCAUCCGCUCUACCUGAGGGAAGUUAGUGCUCAGCCACUGGGGCGAGGCAGAGCAUCUCUUCUUAACGCUGCUCUGGUGUGUCCUGUGUUCCGUCUCAUGUCAGAUACGGCAGUCAGAUACUGCUUACUCCCAGGCUGGCUUCAACUGCUGAGAUGAGAACCUGUAUUGAUGUUACUAUGGCAACAUCUCCCGCCUCCUUUCGAGCUGCUGCUUGUCUCUGUUCACAAUUGAAUAAUUUUCCAUUGAGCUGUCACAAUUAAUUGCUGGAUUUUUAUUAGCCUUUUAGAACCACACUGGGUUGGACGCAGCUUGACCCCUUGGAGCAUUUCACAGUGUUUUCCGUUGUUAGUGACUUAACAGUAGCGGCUCUGUCCUUGGCAGCUAGAAAGCCACUUCAUUAAGUGGUACACAGAUCUGAGCCACAAAAGUCAAGCUGACUGGGGAGCAGAACUGGGGGGUAGGAUGGGACGGGAACAGAGGAGUCAGAACACCCCCUUAUGUUAAAGCGAACUGCCUUCUCCUGGAGCCCCUCACGGCUGCUCCCCUGUGCCUUGGUACCUAUGCCCUAGGGCUCAGAGCUGCUGAUAGGGACCAGACAGGGACACAGAGCCUGGAAAGCACAUCAUACUCUUUGGCCUCCACUACUGUCCAAGAAAGGGGUGGCCUAGGAUGCCUCCUGCUAAUGUGACAGUCCGAUGGGGAAGGAACACAUCCCCGGAUCUUCAUCCACUGGUAACACACACUCGCCCUCAAGCCAUGGAGGGCAAACCUCAAGAAAAUGAGCCCCAGUGCUUGUCCACGAAAGACAGCUCUGGUGCCAAGAAUGUUUGUCACAGGGUGGCUGGACGAAGCGCGUACAAUUCCAGCCCAGGCUGUCUCCCCUAGGUGUGUGCUUGUCUCCACUCUGGGUAGCGACCAAUCAGCCUCCCUCAGCUCGUUCACCCAGGGGACUUGCUCAUCAAAGACCAAGUGCAACCAAGACCAAGGGCAGAGGGAGGCCUUGUAGCAAGGUGUCCUGAGUCUCACGUGCAGUUUCCACUCCUAGAAAACAGGAACACAAACACACACACACACACCCCUGUGCUGCUCCCGUGGUCACCACACACACACACACCCACCCCCGUGCUGCUCCCGUGGUCACCAAGGCUGAGACAUUCCUGCCUGUUUACAUACACUUAGGGAGUGCCCUGGCUAGUUUUUAACUUAGUUGGAUUAAAUUAACCUCAGUGGAGAAAUCUCAGAUAAAGAGAGCGAGAGGGCCUUCAAAGGCGUGGAUAUCCCGUCAUUAAGCUUUCAUCAUUAAACAAAAAUCAACAAAGCUACUCUUUCUCAGUGGGGGGUGGGGGGGCGGCGCUCAAUAAACCUGAAAAUCAAAACAAUCGAAAGGCUAAGGGCCCUGGUUUGUUAAGUU
Molecule: messenger RNA, 3475 nt
Organism: Pteropus alecto (black flying fox)
Lineage: Eukaryota; Metazoa; Chordata; Mammalia; Chiroptera; Pteropodidae
Gene: QRFP
Product: pyroglutamylated RFamide peptide
Molecular function (GO): orexigenic neuropeptide QRFP receptor binding
Source: RefSeq, a predicted model, not a curated record